Messenger RNA from Lycium barbarum (goji berry), 959 nucleotides. RefSeq lists its product as uncharacterized. Bases 305 to 838 code for a protein of 177 amino acids. The transcript is spliced from 3 exons. NCBI's taxonomy places the organism in Eukaryota, Viridiplantae, Streptophyta, Magnoliopsida, Solanales, Solanaceae. The record is from RefSeq and is a predicted model, not a curated record.
CCAUAACCCGAGUGAAUAGUGGAGCCCUAACUGAACCAAUUUCAUCAAUGAAAUCAGUGGACCAAAAAGGGAUUUUUUUUUUAAUUUUUUUUUUUUAGUUUAAAAAAGCAUAGUAUAGAAACCCCAUUUGGAUAAAAUUCAAGAAUUUGCAGCUUAAAGGAGGCUACUAAAUGAUUGGGAAGUGGAGAGAGUGGCCAAAUUGCCAGAAGAAAUAGGGUUGUUUCCUGGCACCAACAAUGCACCUGACUCAUUGAGAUGGAAACAUAGUGAAGAUGGGGCUUUCACUGUUAGCAGGGCUUACAAAAUGGAAAGCAACCAGCAAAACAACAAACGCAAAAGCUUGUGGAGAAACUUAGCACCAACCAAAGUAAAAUGCUUUACAUGGUUGGUUGCUAGGAGGGCUUACUUGACACAUGAAGUUCUGAAGAAAAAAGGAAUGAUUGUAGUAUCUUGGUGUUCAUUAUGUGGGAAAAUAGAAGAGACCAACAACCAUUUAUUUUUGCAUUGCAGCUUCACAACACAAAUUUGGGCCAUCUUUCUUAGUCUUACAGAAACAAAGUGGGCCAUGCCUGAACAUACUGCAGAUCUGCUAAGUUGUUGGAUUAGAAGAGGGGGGACUAAGAGUCAGAAGGCAUGGUGGAGGAUAAUCCCACACUGCAUAUGGUGGACAGUGUGGAAAGAAAAGAAAAGUAGAAAUUUUGUAGAUAGGUCCAAUUCCAUUCAGAAGGUUAAGUGGAAUUAUAUUGUAUCUUUUUAUUUCUGGUGUAAAGAAAAAGAUAUAGAGGAAACAGAACAGUUGGUAGAAUUAUUAGGAUCUCUUGAAGAACGGGUGCUCUGAGGUUGCUGACUUGCUGUUAAGUUUUUUCGAGAAAAUGAUGGUGCACGAGGAUCUAAAGUGCGGUUUAUUGAAGCUGAAUGAGGGUACUUUUGUUAGUAUUCUUUCUUCUUGCACGUUUUUG